AAGUGAAAGUGAAACUUCAGCGCUGUUUAGACCUUCGGUGUUUCUCUCUAUCAAUGUUCAUGCAAAGAAAUGGCUGAAGCCAGUAUUUCAUGGGCUCAGGAUCAGUUUUCUUGUCCAAUCUGUCUGGAUCUACUGAAGAAUCCAGUGACCAUUCCCUGUGGACACAGUUUCUGUAUGGACUGUAUUACAGACUGCUGGGAUCAGGAUGAUCAGAAGCGAAUCUACAGCUGCCCUCAGUGCAGACAAACCUUCACACCAAGACCUGUUUUAGGUAAGAAUGUGGUGAUUGCUGAAAUGGUGGAGAAACUGAAGAAGACAAAACUUCAAUCUGCUCCUGACUCUGCUCAUUGUUACGCUGGACCUGGAGAUGUGGAGUGUGACAUCUGUACUGAGAGAAAACUAAAAGCAGUCAAGUCCUGUCUAGUGUGUCUGAACUCUUACUGUCAAAAUCACCUCAACCAGCAUGAGAAUUUCUUUAAAGGUAAAAACCACAAAGUGAUCGAUGUCACUGAACGACUACAAGAAAUGAUCUGCAAAAAACACAACAAACAACUAGAAAUCUACUGCCGUACUGACCAACAAUGCAUUUGUUAUCUCUGUACGAUGGAUGUUCACAAAAAUCACGACACUGUGACAGCUGUUGCAGAGAGGACAGAGAAACAGACACUUUUGGGAGAAACACAAAGAAAUUUAAAGCAGGGAAUUCAGGAGAGAGAGAAGAAGCUUCAGGAGCUGAGACAGACUGUGGACUCUCAUAAGCGCUCUGCACAGACAGCAGUGGAGGACACUGAGAGGAUCUUUACUGAACUGAUCCGAUCCAUUGAGAGAAGACGAUCUGAGGUGACACAACUGAUCAGAGAUCAGGAAAAGACUGCAGUGAGUCGAGCUGAAGGAGUCAUGAAGCGUCUGGAGGAGGAGAUUGAUGAUCUGAAGAGGAGAGACGCUGAACUGGAGCAGUUUUUACAAACAGACGAUGACAUUCAUUUCCUGCAGAGUUUCAAGUCUUUCUCUGUGACUUCUGGAUCUUCAGAUGUUUCCAGCAUUACUCUCAGUUCUCUUCUUACUUUUGAUGAUUUGGGAAAAUCUGUUUCUAAACUCAGAGAUAAACUGGAGGAUUUGUGUAAAGAUGAGAUUAAACGUAUAUCUGACAGAGUAAAAUCCACUGAAAUUAUUUACAACGAACCCAGAACUAGAGAGGAUUUCCUACAAUAUUCAAUUCUGCUGUCUCUGGAUCCAAACACAGUGAAUAAAAAUCUCCAGCUGUCUGAGAAUAACACUGUGGCUACUCGCACUAAAACAGUCCAGCAGUAUCCUGAUCAUCCAGACAGAUUUGAUAAGCAGCAUCAGGUGUUGUGUAGAGAGAGUUUGUGUGGACGCUGUUACUGGGAGGUUGAGUGGAGUGGUGAUAUGUUUAUAUCAGUGUCAUAUAAGAGCAUCAGCAGGAAGGGAUCGGGUGUUCAGUGUAGGUUUGGAUAUAAUGAUCAGUCCUGGAGAUUGUUCUGCAGUGACUCCAGCUGCUACUUCAUUCACAAUAACAAACACACUGAACUCCCUGUAGUGUUGAGCUCCUGUAGAAUAGGAGUGUAUGUGGAUCACAGUACAGGAUCUCUGUCCUUCUACAACAUCUCUGAUACAAUGAACCUCAUACACAGUGUCCAGACCACAUUCACUAAACCACUUUAUCCUGGGUUUUUGAUCGAUACAAACUCAAAAAUUAAACUCUGCAAUCUGACAAGAUAAGACACAGAGAUUUUACAGAUAAGAGUGUUUUUCUUUGACCUACAUGAUUAUUGAGUAACAGUUAGAUGUUAAGAGUCUCUUUUUGUCUUAUAAACACUUGAACACAACUCUUAUCAAUACAUGCCAUUUAUUACACUCUUGCUGGGUUGCUGGAUCAGAUAUGGACAUUUUUUGGAUGAAUCUAACCAAUGGUUGAGUAUCUCAAUUUAUAACUCAACUAUUGCUUAAUAACCCAGUAUUUUUUAGAUUGAUCUAAUGAUAGUUUUGAGAGUGGACGAACAGUAAAUGUGAAACAGUUAAAAUUAACAAAGUGUAUUUUUAUGUCAGAUGAAGCAACAGUUUGUGUUUGUUCUGAUUUUAUUUUUCUGAUUACUCUUAUGGAUAUUUUAAGCAUGUAUUUUAUUCUGAUUCACUUCUUCAUUUUUGUUAGAGGUUCUUUAUUUUUCAGCUUUUUAACAGAAUAUCUGCCACUAAAACACAUAGCAUGUCUAUAAAUAGCUGUCUCAGAGUGCUUCAAUGUAAAUGGCUCUUGUGCGUAUUUAUUACACCUGUACAACUAAAUAAAUAUAACAAUAAUAUACCGGAUAUAUGCAUAAAGGGACUCUAAUACAUUGCAUGUGGGAAAAGAAAAAAUCUUCUGGGAGGAGGUAAAACAUUUAAUUGAUCAUUUCUACACAGAUGGUAUUGGACCCAAAACUGUUUUUGUUAGCGUUAUACCCAGACAAACAUAAUUAUAGCAAAACUGAAUGUACUUUCAUAAAUAUAAGUUUGUUGUCUGCAAAGAAAUGUAUAGCUUUGUCUUGGAAGAAUGUGAGUAGACCCAGCGCCAUCCAGUGGUUGAAACAGAUGAUGUCUAACCUCCCCUUAGAGAGAAUAAAAUACAUUUGGAAAUCACUUAUUUGAUAGGAUUUGGGGGCCCUUCAUUGAUUUUGUCAAGGACUUGGAUUUGACAGAUGACUCUUUGGACUUUUGAGACAGGGUGACCUAUAGUUCCACAAUCUAAAGUUUAAGUUGAAUGUUUUUUUUCUUUUAAUAAAAAUGGAAGAAGGCAUAAGUUAUACUAUGUUUUUCAUUUUUAUGCUUAAGAACGUGUGGGGAAGAUAGAAGCGUUGUUCACUGUGUUAGUUCUGUACUGUUUAAUUAUUGCCUUUUAAUGGGUUUUAAUGCAUGUAAUGCAAUCACUUUGUGCAAAAUGACAAAUUGUAUCGACAUGAAUGUGAUUGUAUAUAAAAGAAGAAAAUCUUAAUAAAAAUAUUU
Paramisgurnus dabryanus is the source of this 2997-nucleotide messenger RNA. Its product is annotated as E3 ubiquitin/ISG15 ligase TRIM25-like. NCBI's taxonomy places the organism in Eukaryota, Metazoa, Chordata, Actinopteri, Cypriniformes, Cobitidae. Gene Ontology annotation, molecular function: zinc ion binding; protein binding. The record is from RefSeq and is a predicted model, not a curated record.